AUGUCUCCACCGACUCAUACUCAUUAUCGAAUAUAUAUCAGAAACCUAGAUUAUCUUACCACCGAAGAAGAUUUACAUACAUUAUUUGCAAAAUAUGAUCCGGUAAACAUUUUGGUCCCAAGUUAUACAGUCAAGUUUAGUAGAACUGGUAAACACAAACCUUUAGGAUUUGCCUAUGUUGAAUUUAAAUCUCCUACUCAAGUAGAAGAUGCUGUUAAAGAAUAUGAUGGAACUAUUUUUAACGGUAAAAAAUUAAUAGUUAAGGCAUAUUCACCAUAUACACCAAGUUAUAAACGAAUGACAUUUGCAAAAAGAUACUUAAAACGCAAUACCACUGAAUCCAAUAAAGGAUCUGGAGAUGAUGAUGACGAAGGUAAUGAAGAAGAAGAUGCAAGGGAAGUACCUGUUGCAUCACAAAAUAAACAAGAAAUUGAUGUUGCUUCUGAAACUAACAAUAACUCAACUUUUAAUUCCAAAGUAUCAAUUUAUAUCCCUAAAGCAAGAGGAGAAAUUACUGAAUCUAAAGUUCAAGAAUUUUUCAAAGAUUAUGAUCCAAGUAAUAUUCUUAUUUUAAAAAAGAAAUCUAAAAUCAAUCCAAUUAAUUUAACUGGGUCUCAUGUUAGUGUUUUGGCAACUGUUGAUACUUCAAAGAACAAAAUUAAUGAUAUUAUUCACACUUUAAAGAGUCAAAAACUUAAUGGUAGAAAAGUUGAUUUAAAACCUAUUGAUCAAAAUAAAAUUGAUGAAUUCAAGAGAGAAGCAGAAUUGGCUGCAAAAAAAGAAAAUCAAGAAAAGUUUAUCAUUGAAUCUGGUAAUGGAACUACCGAAGUAGAAUCAACUGAAUCUAAUGAUUUACCUGAUACCAAUGAAGCUAAUAUUUCACCAAGUUCAAAUUUUGAUAUUGCACCACCACCAAAUCCAACUCCGGAAAAUUUAACAAUGAGUUCAAAUUUUACUGAACCAAUUACUUCUUCUUAA
Molecule: messenger RNA, 978 nt
Organism: Lodderomyces pseudojiufengensis
Lineage: Eukaryota; Fungi; Ascomycota; Pichiomycetes; Serinales; Debaryomycetaceae
Exons: 2
Coding region: 1-978 (325 amino acids)
Cellular component (GO): cytoplasm; nucleus; ribonucleoprotein complex
Molecular function (GO): mRNA binding
Source: RefSeq, a predicted model, not a curated record